Ricinus communis (castor bean) is the source of this 1942-nucleotide messenger RNA. RefSeq names its product glycerol kinase. Gene Ontology annotation, biological process: triglyceride metabolic process; glycerol-3-phosphate biosynthetic process; glycerol metabolic process. The coding region runs from base 171 to 1736 and encodes 521 amino acids. NCBI's taxonomy places the organism in Eukaryota, Viridiplantae, Streptophyta, Magnoliopsida, Malpighiales, Euphorbiaceae. Gene Ontology annotation, molecular function: glycerol kinase activity. Gene Ontology annotation, cellular component: mitochondrion. The record is from RefSeq and is a predicted model, not a curated record. The transcript has 4 exons.
AUCUGGUCUUCCUUCCCAAGGCUAUAAUCUCUCCUAGUUUUCAUCGUAUGAGCAUCAUCAUUCUUCACAUCACUCCACAGGUACGUUUUCCUCUGUUUCUCUCUGAAAAACUCUCUCUCUCUCUCUCAUAACCCAAAAGUCAAACAAACUUUUCUAUUAGAAAAUACAAAAUGGCAAAACAGGAACCAGCUUUCAUUGGAGCCAUUGAUCAAGGCACAACUAGCACCAGAUUCAUAAUCUACAAUCGCCAUGCCAACUCUAUUGGAUCUCACCAGGUUGAAUUCACCCAGUUCUACCCUCAAGCCGGAUGGGUGGAGCAUGAUGCUAUGGAGAUACUUGAGAGCGUCAAGGUGUGUAUGGCCAAGGCAGUGGAUAAAGCUACUGCUGAUGGACAUAAUGUUGAUGGUUUAUUGAAGGCUAUUGGGCUAACUAAUCAGAGAGAGACCACUGUUAUUUGGAGCAAAUCAACUGGUGUUCCUCUUUAUAAUGCCAUUGUUUGGAUGGAUGUUCGUACCAGUUCUAUUUGCAGGAAAUUGGAGAAAGAAUUACCAGGUGGAAGGACUCAUUUCAUUGAGACUUGUGGUCUGCCAUUAAGUACUUAUUUCAGUGCAGUGAAGAUACUGUGGUUGAUGGAAAAUGUUGAUGCUGUUAAAGAGGCUAUCAAGAAAGGGGAUGCUCUGUUUGGAACUAUAGACUCUUGGUUAAUAUGGAAUUUAACUGGUGGAGUGAAGGGUGGCUUGCAUGUCACUGAUGUUUCUAAUGCAUCUCGAACCAUGCUCAUGAAUAUCAAAACCCUUGAAUGGGAUAAACCUACAUUGAAUACUUUGGGAAUUCCUGCUGAAAUUCUGCCCAAAAUUAUAAGCAACUCUGAGGUUAUUGGAAAAAUUGCAAAGGGGUGGCCAGUUACUGGCAUUCCGAUUGCAGGGUGUCUUGGAGACCAACAUGCUGCAAUGGUAGGACAAGGAUGCAAAAGAGAUGAGGCCAAAAGCACUUAUGGGACUGGUGCUUUCAUACUUCUCAACACAGGUGAUCACAUAGUUCCAUCAAAGCACGGGCUUUUAACUACUUUGGCUUAUAAGCUUGGUCCAAAAGCGCCUACCAAUUAUGCUUUAGAGGGUUCAAUUGCUAUUGCUGGAGCUGCAGUUCAAUGGCUUAGAGAUGGCCUUGAGCUAAUUAGUAGUGCAAGUGAAAUCGAGGAACUUGCCAAGCAGGUUGACUCGACUGGUGGUGUUUAUUUUGUACCUGCUUUUAAUGGACUGUUUGCCCCAUGGUGGCGUGAUGAUGCCCGUGGGGUCUGCAUUGGGAUCACAAGGUAUACUAAUAAGUCCCACAUUGCUCGAGCUGUGCUUGAGAGCAUGUGUUUCCAAGUUAAAGAUGUAUUGGAUUCAAUGCACAAAGAUAGAGAGGAAAAGCAUAAGGACACUAAGAGGGAGUUCCUGCUAAGAGUAGAUGGUGGUGCAACUAUUAACAACCUCUUGAUGCAGAUUCAGGCAGACUUGGUGGGACACCCAGUUGUGAGGCCAGCUGAUAUAGAAACAACAGCUCUUGGAGCAGCCUAUGCUGCUGGUUUGGCUGUUGGGAUUUGGACAGAGAAGGAGAUUUUUGCUUCAGGAGAAAAGGCUAAGACAGAUACCAUCUUCUGUCCGAAAUUAGAUGAAGAACUGAGAAAGAAAAAGGUGGAAUCUUGGUGCAAAGCUGUUGAAAGAACUUUUGGCUUGGCUGAUCUUUCAAUAUGAAGCACAUUCUAGUUUUCCUUAGUCGCCCUUCUCGUAGAUUAACUCAGUUCUUCUUUGCUUAAUUUUUCCAGUUUUUACGUUUAGUUCUAUGUAGAUAGAGUUCAAUGAUAAUAAUUGCUGAUCUUGGAUUGAUUGUUCAUGUGCUGAUAUUUUGUGCCUCAACGAACUGAUGCAUCUUUUAAUAUAUUCUUCUGCUUCUUUUGAUU